Messenger RNA from Cololabis saira (Pacific saury), 7225 nucleotides. Its product is annotated as echinoderm microtubule-associated protein-like 6. The record is from RefSeq and is a predicted model, not a curated record. The transcript has 42 exons. Gene Ontology annotation, molecular function: microtubule binding. NCBI's taxonomy places the organism in Eukaryota, Metazoa, Chordata, Actinopteri, Beloniformes, Belonidae. The coding region runs from base 588 to 6455 and encodes 1955 amino acids.
UUGAUCAAAAUAAGGUGAUUUACUGACAUACAUUUUCUGCAAUGAUUUUGUGACCAAAGAAAUAUAAAUUAUAAAAUAAGCAUUAAAAGAUUUGUUCUAGAACGUGUUUUAAAUGAUUCGUGGCUGCUUUUAGGGCUAAUUUUCCUCUAAAUGAUGUUGGACAGAACUAAAAGAUUCACUUAUUUCAUUCUGGACAAAAAAUGAUGGAAAAGGAAUUAUAUUUUUAUUCAAGAUCCUGCAAGAUACGCAGUUUGUGUAUGUAAUAUUCAAGAUAUCUUUGUUAGCAUUAGUAAAUGAUUGACAUCUACUGAAGCCCCUCCCUCUGCUCAGAGUUAAAGGGACAGGGUUCAGUUUUUAAACGGACGUCAGAAGUUGGUUGCAUGUUCACUGUGGGAGAAAAAUGACAGCAGAAGUUUGAUGAACUUCCUGCACGAUUUCAGACACUCUCAAUAUGCAGUGGAGGAAUGUGGGAGCCGUCGUUGGCCAUUGCUCUGUGAAAGGGACUACAGUAGCGUGAGGAGCAGAGUUGGACUGAUCCAGUUGGGGACUCUUGUUUUAGUGGCUUCAGUUUGUGGAUUUUAGCUGCCAUGUCGGAUAAAACGGCGCCACGCUGCCAGCUGAGGCUGGAGUGGAUCCACGGCUACCGUGGACACCAGUGCCGCAACAACCUGUACUACACGGCGGGAAAGGAGGUGGUGUACUUCGUGGCUGGUGUGGGUGUGGUCUACAAUGCCAGAGAACACACCCAGAAGUUCUUCCUGGGACACAACGAUGACAUAAUCAGUCUGGCAAUCCAUCCGGACAAGAUCCAGGUGGCCACGGGUCAGGUGGGUAAAGACCCGUACAUCUGUGUCUGGGACACCUACACCAUGCAGACUGUCUCCAUCCUGAGGGACGUCCACACCCACGGAGUCGCCUGUCUGGCCUUCGACUCGGAUGGCCAGCGACUGGCCUCAGUCGGCCUGGAUGCCAAGAACACGGUGUGUGUUUGGGACUGGAGGAGAGGACGGGUCCUCGCCAUGGCGACCGGACACUCGGACAGAAUCUUUGACAUCUGCUGGGAUCCGUUCCUGCCCAACCGGCUGGUCAGCUGUGGAGUCAAACACAUCAAGUUCUGGACUCUGUGCGGGAACGCUCUGAGUCCGAAGCGAGGAAUCUUUGGGAAGACGGGCGACCUGCAGACCAUCCUGUGUGUCUCUGCAUCCAAGGAGGAGCUGACGUACUCCGGAGCGCUGAAUGGAGAUGUGUACGUGUGGAAGGGGAUCGGCCUGAUCAGGACCAUCCAAGCUGCACACGGGGCGGGGAUCUUCAGCAUGCACGCCUGCGAGGAAGGAUUCGCCACCGGAGGACGAGAUGGCUGCGUCCGGCUGUGGGACGUUGACUUCAAACCCAUCACCAAGAUCGACCUCAGAGAGACGGAGCAGGGCUACAAAGGUUUGUCCAUCCGGAGCGUCUGCUGGAAGGCUGACCGGAUUCUUGCCGGGACUCAGGACAGUGAGAUCUACGAGGUGAUGGUCCGAGACCGAGACAAGCCGGUCCUGCUGAUGCAGGGUCACAGCGAGGGCGAGCUGUGGGCAUUGGACCUCCACCCCAAACAACCUGUUGCUGUUACCGGGAGCGACGACCGCUCUGUCAGGUUAUGGAGUCUCCCUGACCACACCCUCCUGGCGCGCUGUAACAUGGAGGAGUCCGUUCGGAGUGUUUCCUUCAACAACGACGGCUCUCAGCUGGCUCUGGGCAUGAAGGACGGUUCGUUCACCGUGCUGCGGGUCAGGGACAUGACGGAGGUCGUCCACGUCAAGGAUAGAAAGGAGGUGAUCCAUGAGCUGAAGUUUUCUCCAGACGGUUCCUUCCUGGCGGUGGGAUCCAACGACGGGCUAGUGGACAUCUAUGCCGUUGCCCAGCGCUACAAGAAGGUGGGCGAGUGCAGCCGCUCCAGCUCCUUCAUCACCCACCUGGACUGGUCGGUGGACAGCCGCCUGCUGCAGACCAACGACGGCGCCGGCGAGCGGCUGUUCUACAGGAUGCCAGCAGGGAAGCUGAUUACCAAAGAAGAAGUGAAGGGGAUCCACUGGAUGACGUGGACGGGAGUGGUCGGCUCGGAGGUGAACGGAAUCUGGCCUAAAUACUCCAACAUGACCAGUGUGAACUCAGUGGACGCCAACUACAGCAGCGCUAUUUUGGUGACCGGGGACGACCUCGGUCUCAUCAAACUCUUCAGGUUCCCCUGCCUGAAGAAAGGUGCCAAAUUUAAGAAAUACAUCGGCCACUCUGCCCAUGUGACCAACGUUCGUUGGUCCAAUGAUCUGCAGUGGGUCGUCAGCACCGGCGGAGCCGACCACGCCGUCUUCCAGUGGAGGUUCCUCCCUGAAGGAGUCAUGAACGGGGUUCUGGAGCCGCUGCUGCAAGAGGGCUAUGCUGACUCCAACAGCGGCGAAUCGGACUCGGAUGUGUCCGACAUCCCGGAGCUGGACUCGGACAUCGAGCAGGAAGCUCAGACCAACUACGAGCGACAGGUGUACAAGGAAGACCUGCCGCAGCUCAAGAAGAAGCUGAUUGGUUCCCUGAAGCGACAGAAAGCUCCGGAGGAGGGGCUUCGUCUGCAGUUUGUUCACGGCUACCGCGGCUUUGACUGUCGUAACAACCUGUUCUACACCCAGACGGGGGAGGUGGUGUUCCACGUGGCCGCCGUUGCUGUUGUCUACAACCGGCUGCAGCACAGCCAGAGGUUCUACCUCGGCCACGACGACGACAUCCUCAGCCUCGCCGUCCACCCGCUCAAAGACUACGUGGCCUCCGCGCAGGUGGGCAGAGACCCGGCCAUCCACGUCUGGGACAUCCAAACUCUGAAGUGUCUGUCGCUGCUGAAAGGACACCUCAGCAGAGGAGUGUGUGCUCUGGAGUUCACAGUGGACGGUAAGAGUCUGAUCUCCGUGGGAAUAGAUGAGUUUCACUCCAUCGUCAUCUGGGACUGGAAGAAAGGGGAGAGACUGGCCAAGGCCAGGGGUCACAAAGACAAAAUCUUUGUGGUGAAGAGUAACCCUUUCAGGAUGGACAAGCUGGUGACAGUGGGGAUGAAACACAUCAAGUUCUGGCAGCACUCAGGUGGCGGCCUCACCUUCAGACGGGGGAUUUUUGGGAACCUGGGAAAGCAGGAGACGAUGAUGUCGGCGUGCUACGGACGGUCCGAGGAUCUGGUGUUCUCUGGAGCCACGAACGGAGACGUUUACAUCUGGAGAGACACCACUCUCAUCAAGACCAUCAAAGCCCACGAUGGCCCCGUGUUCGCCAUGUGCUCCCUGGACAAGGGAUUUGUGACGGGGGGGAAGGAUGGCAUCGUGGAGCUUUGGGACGACAUGUUUGAGCGCUGUCUGAAGACGUACGCCAUCAAGAGAGCGGCACUGUCUCCGACCUCAAAAGGUCUGCUGUUGGAGGACAACCCGUCCAUCAGAGCCAUCACUCUGGGUCACGGUCAUAUCCUGCUGGGAACCAAGAAUGGAGAAAUCCUGGAGAUCGAUAAGAGUGGUCCAAUGACACUGCUGGUCCAGGGCCACAUGGAGGGGGAGGUGUGGGGAUUGGCGGCUCAUCCUCUACUUCCUGUCUGCGCUACUGUUAGCGAUGACAAAACCCUGAGGAUCUGGGAGCUGUCAGCCAAUCACAGGAUGGUGGCUGUUCGCAAACUCAAGAAAGGCGGCCGGUGCUGUGCCUUCUCUCCAGACGGUAAAGCUCUAGCGGUGGGUCUGAACGACGGCAGCUUCCUGGUGGUGAAUGCCGACACGCUGGAGGACAUGGUGACCUUCCACCACCGCAGAGAGCUCAUCUCAGACAUCCGCUUCUCCCAAGAUUCAGGGAAGUACCUGGCAGUGGCCUCCCAAGACUCCUUUGUGGACAUCUACAACGUCCUGACCAGUAAGAGAGUGGGUAUCUGUAAAGGAGCGGGGAGCUACGUCACCCACAUCGACUGGGACUCCAGAGGUAAGCUGCUGCAGGUGAACACCGGAGCUAAAGAGCAGCUCUUCUUUGAGGCUCCACGAGGACGCAAGCAGAACAUCAGCGUGGCCGAGUUUGAGAAGUUGGACUGGGCGACCUGGACAUCUGUCCUGGGUCCCACCUGUGAGGGAAUAUGGCCGACUCUCAGCUUCGUUAACAGCGCUUCGCUCACCAAAGACCACAAACUGCUCGCCACCGGAGACGACUUCGGCUUCCUCAAACUGUUCACUUUCCCAUCCAGGGGCCAGUUUGCAAAGUUUAAGAAGUACGUUGGCCACAGCACCAACGUGACGAAUGUCCGCUGGUCCAACGACGACUCCAUGUUGCUGUCGGUGGGCGGCGCAGACACUGCAUUGAUGAUCUGGUCCAGAGAGCCACCGGGCCACAAGGAGAGCAAAGCUGUGGACAGCGAGGAGUCAGACGAUGACACAGAAGAGGAUGGAGGGUAUGACAGCGACGUGGCUCGCGAGAAGGCAGUGGACUAUGUCACAAAGAUCUACUCUACCAGCAUCAGGAACAUGUCAGGAACUAAACCACACCUGCAGCCCAAAGAGGUUCCUGUGGAGGACAGGCCUCCAGUGAGCCGGGCUGCACCGCUGCCAGACAAACUGCUCAAGAACAACGUGACCAAGAAGAAGAAGGCGGUGGAGGAGCUGGUGUUGGAGCACGUCUUCGGCUACCGAGGCUUCGACUGUCGCAACAACCUGCAUUAUCUCAACGAUGGCGCCGACAUCAUCUUCCACACCGCUGCUGCAGUGAUCAUCCAGAACCUGUCCGCUGGAACUCAGAGCUUCUACCUGGAGCACACUGAUGACAUCCUCUGUCUGACUGUCAACCAGCAUCCCAAAUACCAGAACAUCAUCGCCACUGGACAAAUUGGUGACAUCACAGACCUGCCAGGUCUGGCCCCAUCCAUCCACAUUUGGGAUGCAAUGAACAAGCAGACCCUCUCCAUCCUGCGGUGUUCCCAUGCCAAAGGCGUUGGAUACGUCAACUUUAGCGCCACAGGGAAGCUGCUGCUGUCCGUGGGAGUGGAGCCUGAACACACCAUCACAGUGUGGAGGUGGCAGGAAGGAACUAAGGUGACCAGUAAAGGCGGCCACGCUGAGCGGAUCUUUGUGGUGGAGUUUAGACCCGACUCCGACACCCAGUUUGUGUCGGUGGGAAUCAAACACAUCAAGUUCUGGACUCUGGUCGGAGGAUCGCUUGUCUACAAGAAAGGUGUGAUCGGCUCGGUGGAGGACGGCCACAUGCAGACCAUGCUGUCUGUCGCCUUCGGGGCUAACAACUUGACGUUCACCGGUGCGAUCAACGGAGACGUGUACGUUUGGAGGGAGCACUUUUUGGUACGAGUGGUGGCCAAAGCACACAGCGGCCCCGUCUUCACCAUGUACACCACGCUGAGGGACGGACUCAUCGUUACUGGGGGGAAGGAACGGCCGACCAAAGAAGGUGGAGCAGUGAAGCUUUGGGAUCAGGAGAUGAAGCGCUGUCGAGCCUUUCAGCUGGAGACCGGUCAGCCGGUGGAGAAUGUCCGGUCUGUCUGCAGAGGGAAGGGUAAAAUUCUGGUGGGAACCAAAGAUGGAGAGAUCAUAGAGGUGGGGGAGAAGAACGCUGCCUCCAACACCAUGAUCAAUGGCCACACUCAGGGAGGGAUCUGGGGACUAACCGCUCACCCUUUUAAAGAUGUCUUCAUCUCUGCCAGUGAUGAUGGAACCAUCCGGAUCUGGGACCUGGCAGACAAGAAACUUCUGAACAAGGUCAGUUUGGGUCAUCCUGCCAAGUGCACUUGCUACAGUCCCAACGGAGAAAUGGUGUCCAUUGGCAUGGAGAAUGGGGAAUUCAUCGUCCUUCUGGUCAACUCGCUCACAGUUUGGGGAAAGAAGAGAGACCGCAGCGUCACCAUCCAGGACAUCCGGUUCAGUCCAGACAACCGGUUCCUGGCGGUGGGUUCGGUCGAAAGUGCUGUUGACUUCUACGACCUUUCCCUUGGGCCGUCGCUCAACAGGAUUGGUUAUUGUAAGGACAUCCCUGGCUUUGUCAUCCAGAUGGACUUCUCUGCUGACAGCAAACACGUCCAGGUGUCCACCAGCACCUACACCCGGCAGGUACACGAGGUCCCUUCUGGGAGGAUUGUCACAGAGCAGUCCCUCAUUGACAGGAUCACCUGGGCAACCUGGACCAGCAUCCUUGGUGACGAAGUUCUCGGCGUUUGGCCCCGUAACGCUGAGAAGGCCGACGUCAACUGUGCGUGCGUGUCUCACGCUGGCCUCAGCCUCGUGACCGGAGACGACUUCGGUCUCAUCAAGCUCUUUGACUUCCCCUGCUCGGAAAAAUUUGCAAAACACAAGCGCUACUUUGGUCACUCUGCUCACGUGACCAACGUUCGCUUCUCCUGCGAUGAUAAAUUCGUCAUCAGUGCCGGCGGCAGCGACUGCAGCCUGUUUGUCUGGAAGUGUCAGUGACCUCCUCCUGAACCUUCUGCUCCACGAGGACCAGGGACGAUGAUCGUGACCGGAGCUGCGAUGAGUUCCUGCUGCUGAUGGGGGAGGUGCCGUCCGUUGCCGUGACUCCUCCCCCACAUCCAGAUGGAAGCGACGGCGUUGUUUGUGUUUGUGUUUGUGGUUAGCUUAGUGCAGAAACCUGCGAGAGCCGUGUAGCGUGAUGGUGUCAGACGUGCCUUCUUCACGAACUCUGACCAAACCUUGACACAACUUCAUUUAAACCGUGGUGCUACCAUCGUGAGGGCUGCGACACACCUGGAUGCCGGUGUGGUGUUCGUGUGUGAUGAAGACGACGCAAAAACCAGAUUAAGACGGAUCCAGUUUGAUCCCAGAACCGCAUCUGUAGAAAAAAAAAGAUCUCUACCUCCAAACACAAUAAACUUAGAUGUGUUAAGGUAGGAUGUAAACGUGUUCAGGUAGAACGUAGAUGUUUGUUAAAAGCAGCGUUCCUGCUCGUGUAGGUGAGUGUUUGAGCCUCUGUGUGGAGUCUGAUUCCUCCAAUUGGGAUGAGUCUGUCAUCUCCUCUGUUUACUGUUUUUAAAUGUCCAUCAGCUGUUCGCCUGGCUCGGGCUUGUAACCUGGAGGCCUCCCCUCCAGGAUGUGGAAGCUCCUCCUCCAUCAGGGCGAGGAGGAAACAUUCAGCUCCUGCAACCACUGAAGGGCGCAGCUGGAGACGUCAAACUCCGGCUGCAACCUUCUGACUUGUUUAUUAUCAAUAAAGGAGACGAGCA